AUGAGGAACUCAGUGAAAUGGUCUGCUUGCCCCAUUCCUCUACCUCUCCCUCGUCUUCCUACUCUCAUUACACGAAACUUGUCGUCUUAUACCUACCGUGCCACUAACAUCCCACCUCAGCACGCUCACACAGAGUCUACCGUGCCAUCAUGGAUCGACUCUCUCAUCGCAGAAGAACGCAUCCACGCUUACUACUCCCAGCUCGGCGUCUCUCUUUGCGAGCCCCCGGCUGUUGCCAACCAUGAUAUCGAAUCAGGUAUGGAGCAGCUCCUCCAAGUCGACUACUCUUCUUCCACCAAGCAACAGCCGAGUGCCCGACUCGCUGCUAGCUCGGACAACCAGGUGCCUGCUUCACUGAAGCUCUUUGAGAGUAAAGUCGCCCUGGAUCAGACCAACAUCCGCCAUGAAACACCGCUGGAGCGCUUCCUCACGCCGGGAUACAGCGAUCCGUGCUUCUAUGCCCAGCCUGCACUGGCCCAGGCGGGCAUCCAGCUGGGGAGCUUGGAGGGGAAGGAGAAAAGGAAGCGAAUGGCGAGGGAGAAUGUGGAGCGUGUCGUUUCUAGGAGGGUGGACUCGUCACCCUAACCCUCUUUUGGAGUGUCUCGCGUGUAUGCUCUCAAUCCGUUUCUUAUGCCACUGGGAAGACGUCCCUUCUGCCCUGUAGUACGCCGGGCCAGA
Aspergillus fijiensis CBS 313.89 is the source of this 678-nucleotide messenger RNA. RefSeq lists its product as uncharacterized. Lineage: Eukaryota; Fungi; Ascomycota; Eurotiomycetes; Eurotiales; Aspergillaceae. The transcript has a single exon. Bases 1 to 585 code for a protein of 194 amino acids. The record is from RefSeq and is a predicted model, not a curated record.